AUGAAUAUUUCUUUAAGCGAAUUUGAAGAUGAGGAAUUCAAUGAUUUAUAUGAAAAAUUUUCAGAAUCAGCCUAAUAAUUGACUACAGCACCAGACGAAAUUAUGUUUAUCGAUGAUUUAGUGUUGAGCGUGCACAUUACUUAUGAUGAUGUGUUGAAAUUGAACAAUGAUGGAAAAAUGAAUUUUAAAAGCAUGAUCUACUUUAUCAAUUAUCUCUAAAAGCGUUCUAAAACAGUCCAUUAGUAUUACUUAGCCUAUUAAAGACAAAUGUUAGAUCUUGUAGAAUAAUUGAAUCCUUUAUUAAGAAAAAAUCAGUAAAAGGGAGAUCCUAUUAACUACAUUCUUAUAUUCUAUUGGAAUGACAGAUGGGUGACUGGAAUUUAUAAUUUAAAAACAACUAUUUUAGAUAUCGUGGACCUCUAGAAAAAUAAGACGAAGGAUGAAUUAAAAAAAACAUAUGAGCAGUUAUUAAAAAAAACAGGGUUGGCUAAGGUGUCAUUUAAGACAGUGAAUUAUGUAUAUUAGGAAGAUAAAACAACUGAUGGAGGGAUGUAUAUCAUAAAUUAUCUGUAUUAAACAAUAGUUAAAGGGCAGUCAUUUGUAAAAUUGUAGCCGAAUGAUAAGGUAAAAUUGAAAAGUCUAUUGCUAUGGUUAUUUUUUAGAGGUGAAAAAUCAUAGCAUGUUGAUUAUCCUCCAUUACCAGCAUUAGCUUAAUGGAAUGAAAAUGAAAUUAAAUAAUAUUAGAAUACUAAUCUAGAGCCAUUUCUUACUGGAUAUUGGACAGGAAUUGAAGUAUAAUAGGCUGAUUUUGAAUUAUUGUAAAAAUCUGGAAAAUCAAAGCCUCACAUGAUUGCUUUUUGGUUAUCAUAUCUAAAUUAUUUUGACUUAUUGAGUAAAACACCUCUAAUCCCUUUUUUUGUAGUAGCAAAUGGAGAUGAAAUCCGCGAAGAAUUCGAAGUAAUUUUUAAACCAAGGAGAAGAUAAGGUGCUGAAAAUCAUAGAUUGAUCAUUUUGUAGUAUAUCAAAAAUACGAGAUGGGUGUUUGCCAUUUAUCACAUGAUUUAAAAGACUUUGGAUAUCAUAGAUCUUCAAAAUAAAAAUGUCACUAAGGAUGAAUUGAAAAAUUCCUUUGAUAAAUUGAUAUCAUCUUUAGUAACGUACAGUAAUCCAGCACCAAAUUAUAUAUUUUAAAGUUAUACAGAUAGUUCAGAUGGAACUGAGUAUGUUAUUAAUUGGCUUUGGUAAUAUACUUAAGGGAUUCUACCAGAUAAAAUAAAAUUUGGUUUUUCAGAGAAAAGGUAACUGAGAUCAAAGCUUGUUUGGGCUUUAAUUAAGAUGUAAUAAACUGUUGUUUCAAGUUAAAAAUCAAUAUAAAUAGCCUCAAAAAAGAAGAUAACUAUUCCACAAAUAGCCUAAACCCCACAAGCACAACCCCAAUAAAGUGAGGUUUAAAAUACGCCAUCUUAAGCUGGUGGUAAUAGAUUUGGUCGAUUUAGAAAUAACACUAGUACUAAUAACGAUUCACCGCAAUAGAAAUCUAAUAAAAACAUAGAGGAAUAAACUCCUUAAUAAAAAAAGACAUUUGUCAGUUCAUUUCGAAAUAGGUCAUAAAUAGCUUCUUAAUAAUCACCUAUGAAUUCUCCAUAGAAAUCUGUUGCUUCUGAUUAAAAGUCUGAAUAAUAAGAACCAAUUUCAAAAAAGUCAUCUUUAUUUAGUAAAAGCAAACCUUAAUCAGAUUAGUCACCUAAAUCCUAAACAAGUGAGACUUCAAUUUAAUUGGCAAAACCAGCCUCCAGGACUUUCACUGGAAAAAAAACAGUCUUAUAAUCUGGAACUAAAGUAGGUACAACAAAAAAUAGUUCUGCUCUUCUUAAAUAAGAGCCAAUUAUUGAAACAUAGAGAAGUGAAGAAUAUGAUGAAGAUGAAUUUUCAGACUUAUUUAAUAAAAAGAAAAAAUCAAUAGAUAAUCCAUAGUAAUAUAUGGACAAUUAGGAUAGAUUAGCCAAGAUCUAAGAAGAACUGACUGAGUAUUAUCAUGAAUUAAUUAAUGAUGAUGUCGAUAAAGAUUUAGAAAUUUAAAAGUUACAAGAAGUAUUUAGAAUUAAUGGGAAAAUAAAGCAAUAUUUAGAAUAACGCAAAAAGAUGACAAUUGAUGAAGUAUUAGAUACUGUAUAAAAUAAGAGCACUAUUAAUUAAAGCGCUGUUUAUAACUCUAACUUAUAAAAUUAUAGCACAAUAUUACAUGAUGAUCAAUCAAUUCUAAGAAUGAUUAAUGAGAUGAUUUAAGGAGAAGAAAAUGAAGAAUCUCUUUAAAAUACGCUUUUAAGAAGAUAAGAUUACGUGAAGAAAUAAAUGGAAUAAAUGGAUGUAAGUACUCCAAAUGUAGAUUAUGAAUUUCCAAAAUUAAAAGAAGAAAGCACUUUAAAAAACCAAUCAAUCAAUUUGCCAACCAUAAGAAGACAAACUUCAGAAUUCUUUCAAAAAAGCAAUAUAACUGCCAAAAGAUAUGGAAUGAAAUUAGAGGUACCAAUGAUGUAACAAUUUUAUAAAGAUGGUAAAGUAAACAAUUUGAUCUUUAAUUUUUUACUCAAAUUUUUCGAAGAAAAGUCCUUUCAUCAAAGAAAAAACAAUAAUGUAUUUCAUCAUUAUAGCACUAAUGUUAAAUUGUUUCCAACUUAAUUUUAUUAAACAUUAUGUUUCAAUUUAAUCCAUUCCACUUUUAGAAUUAAUUAUUUCGAGGCUAAUUAAUUUACAUUUGAAUAUACAGGGUAAGAUGAAACUAUUUUUGAUAUUUUCGAUUGGUUAGUUGUCCCUAUUGUUGAAUAUCCUACUGAAUAUUCAAUAGUUUUUGUCAAUCUAAAACGAAAGACAUGCUAUUGUUAUUUACUAUCAUCACUGUCUUUAAGAAUUAAGGAUCCGCAAUAUAUAAAUCCAGAAAAGAAUCCAUAUAUGAAGAAUGUGAUUUCAUUUCUGUAAUAUGAAUUUGAAAUCAAAUUGAAGAAACCCAGAGAAGAAUUGGGUAGGUUUAGUUAUUUAUUUGGAGUUGUGAACGAUACUAAUAGUUUUGGUUAGAGUUUAAAUUAUGAUUAUAGUGGAUUGUAUGCAUUGUAUAUUAUUCUUCAUUUGGUUAAGCAUGGGCAUAACUCAGAAAUUGCAGUUGAUUAAUAUUAAAUUUAAGUUUUGAAAAAGGUCUUUCAUGAUUUAAUAGUUAAAAUUGGCUAUAAUGAAGAUGAUAAUUUAUUUCAUUUACUUGAAGAAAAUUAAUUUCCAUUUUGA
This is a messenger RNA of Paramecium octaurelia, 3276 nucleotides long. The record is from the annotation of a GenBank genome assembly. NCBI's taxonomy places the organism in Eukaryota, Ciliophora, Oligohymenophorea, Peniculida, Parameciidae.